This is a messenger RNA of Chenopodium quinoa (quinoa), 1236 nucleotides long. Its product is annotated as putative FBD-associated F-box protein At5g56390. The transcript has a single exon. The coding region runs from base 1 to 1236 and encodes 411 amino acids. The record is from RefSeq and is a predicted model, not a curated record. Lineage: Eukaryota; Viridiplantae; Streptophyta; Magnoliopsida; Caryophyllales; Amaranthaceae.
AUGAAAUUCAGAGCUACCAUACUCCAUAUCCUCCGACAAAUCACCUCCCCACAUAUCCAAACCUUUAACCUUCACAUCCCUUUCUCGCACGCAAAAUCUAAACUUUUCUCGCGGACAUUGACAUCAAUUACUAAUCUAGUUCGUAUACGGAAUGUAGCUACAAUUAACAUAAGUCUUGACUCUUUAUGUUAUUUUAAACCUGUUGAUUUUGUACCCAGAUGUAUCUUUAAAAUUCGAUCACUAGUAGAGCUUAAGUUGGAUGGAUACUUUUAUUGCAAAUUGCCUAACGUUAAAAGGGGAGUUGUUAAUCUUCCUAAUUUGAAGAAACUUGAAUUGGUUGAGAUUCAAUUGGAUUGUUACCAAAAGUUAUGGGCAUUGAUCAAGUCUUGCCCUGUUUUGGAAGUUUUGUCUUUAAAACCGGUUUUUGACAAUGCAGCCAAUGUAGGAGUUGUGAAUAUAUCAUCACCCAAGUUGAAAUCAUUAUUGAUGAUUAAUCGAAUACGAACUCGAGAUGUUAAGUUUGUGAUUGAUACACCUUUGCUAGAACACCUUGUGCUACAUGGUUAUCUUGGGUAUUACAGCUUUGUCGAGUAUCCAAGUAAAUUAAUUAAGGCAGAACUUUGUAUUAACGACUUUUAUGUAGGCAAAAGAUAUACUGAUUUAUCUGCCAAAAUACUACAGGUUGUUCAAAGGAUUUCAGGUGUCGAGUCUGCUAGCCUUGAUUAUUAUCCGAGUUUCUUCAAAGUCCUUAGUAACAUGGAUGUGGAUCUUGGGUCAAUCUUCCGUAAUUUAACCCAUCUUAAAUUGAGUGCUUUUGGGUUUGAGGACUUUGAUGUACAUAAUCCAAUUCCGUUGUGUUUGUUAAGUAAGCUCAAGAGGCUUGAAAUAAUGCAAAUGAAGGGAAAAGCCAAUAGUGUCAAGUUGCUAAAGUACAUUCUACGUGACGCAAAUGUUUUGGAGCGGCUUUAUUUAACAACGGUUUAUGAUUUUCAUGGUUUCGAUAAUUAUCGUAAUUUUUUUGAUGAUAAUGAUAGUGAUUCUAAGGAUGAAAAUGACCUAAAAAGAGACCAAUUAUGGUGGGAAUACAAGAUAUUUAAAACAUUGUUAUUUGUUCCCAAGAGUUCCCUACCUAGCGAGGUUAAGUUUGUUGGCAAUUACAUUUGUGUAUCGAGUAAUGGUCCUCAAAAUGGAUUGAUUGUAACCUCCAAUGAUCGGAAUCCUGCAUCGCAGUAUUAG